Messenger RNA from Aspergillus terreus NIH2624, 543 nucleotides. RefSeq names its product DUF1770 domain-containing protein. Gene Ontology annotation, biological process: mitophagy. The record is from RefSeq and is a predicted model, not a curated record. The coding region runs from base 1 to 543 and encodes 180 amino acids. Gene Ontology annotation, molecular function: mitochondrion autophagosome adaptor activity. NCBI's taxonomy places the organism in Eukaryota, Fungi, Ascomycota, Eurotiomycetes, Eurotiales, Aspergillaceae. The transcript is spliced from 3 exons.
AUGGCUGACGCCCCUCUUGGAAUUGCAGAGACCAUUCAGUCCGCUUCCUUGAAGAGAAACCCCUCCCCCUUCCACGACAUCAAUCCGUCAACAGCCACCUCCGAGAAGCUCCCCGUCGUCGACCAUGCUCCCUCCGACACCGAGAGCAUCUCUUCCGAUGUAGUAGACCCCCGUCACAUGGUCCGCUCGGUUCCCCGUCGGCAGACCCUCCCACCGCUGCCCGACCUGCGCUUCGAGCAAAGCUAUCUGGCCAGUAUCCGCGGCGCCGACACCUGGGGACGAGUCGCAUGGAUCACCAUCCGCGAUCAGGUUCUCCUCCCCCUCAUGCAAGGCACCCUCUGGACCCUGGCGCUGUCCGGCUGGCGCUUCUGGAACCGCAACGCCUCGCUCAGCGGACAGACCCUCGGAAGCAGAAUCCGCAGGUGGUGGUACGAGGUCAACAACUGGAAAUUGCCUCCCCUGCCGUCCAUGAAUGAUCGGCAGUUGGCCGCGCAGGCCGAAGACUUCUAUACGGCGCAAUUUGCCACCGCUGGGGCUGACUAG